CGUGCGUGAAGUGAAAAAAGUGAAAAAUUAUUUCUGAAGUUCAUCUUUUUCAAAGAUUCUCACCACCAAAGUAUUUAGACCGUGAUUGUAAGGGAAGCUGCACAACACGAAGUAAAACACAGUGAAUGAUUGGGGACAAGAAUGAGCAACAUGGCAUCUAAUAUUAAGCCUCAAACAUAUGAUGUGUUUGUGGCGAAUUUACCGCCAGAUUCAAACCAGAAAGCGAUCCAGAAGAUCUUCUCUAAAUGUGGAAAUGUGCAGUCAGUUACCUAUGGGGAGAAUAGAAAGGGACCUGGCUAUAUAGGCUAUGUGAGAUUCUUCAGUGAAGAAGAUGCAGAAAAGGCCUGUGUAGAGUUUAACGGUCAAAAAGUUCAGGGAAACCAGCUGAAAGUAAUUAGAACUCAAAGAAACAAAACACCUUCGGGUGGCGGUGGUGGUGGAGGGGGUGGUGGUCCCAGGGGACAACAGGGGUUUGGAGGUCACAAUAAUCGUCAGGAUCGAAACAGAGAUAACAUUACUUCACCUCCUAGACAGAACAGGUCCAACUUUAAACAAGAACCUGAUAUAGUCCCCAAGUCACCUAUGACCAUGAGUACAGCUGCACCCAAACCAGAGUUCCUUUCAAAGGAACAGAUUAUGGUCACCCAUGUUGAGGACCCAGUCACAUUCUGGGCACAGAUCAUGGCCCCAGAUGCCGCAGCUUUACUCAUGAAGAUCACAGAGAGUAUGAUUCAAGUUUGCCCCCAGUCUACCAAACUGACCUCAGCCCCUGAAGAAAAUAAGGUUUAUGCAACCAUAUUCUCUGAAGACAGCAUGUGGUAUAGGUGUCAACUAGUCGAAAAAAUAAAUGCUGAUCAGUGCAAAGUGCAGUAUAUAGACUAUGGCAAUUAUGAAAUUGUACUUAACUGUGGUAUAGUAGAAUUACCAAUAACACUCUCUAGUCCUUCACGCCUUGCCAAGAAAUUUACAUUAUUGAAUGCAAGACCAACAAAUCCAGAUUCCACAAGUGAAACAUAUAAAUCUGGAAUGGAUCAGUUGCGAUCCUUGGCUGACCAAAUGAUUGAGUGUGAUGUUUUGUCAAACCCAGUCAAUUCAAAUGAAAGAUAUGCCAAAUUAUUCCACCAAGGGGAGAACUUAAAUGAUGCCCUCAUGGCCAAUGGUCUCAUUGAGAAUAUUCCUGAACAUUCUGAGACAUCACCUCAAACAGAAAACCCAUUCAUGAGUUAUAAUUCCCCUAUACGGCCACCCAACAGAGGGGACAACAAUCCCAAUCGCUAUGCCAAUCCUGGUUUUCAUGACAACCGAGGCCAGAGUCAACAACUAGAAAUGAUCAAGCAGGAACUUCAACAGGCUCACCAGGAUAAGCAGGCGCUGAAAGAUGAGAGAGAUGAAUCUGUGAUUGAUCUAGCCACAACCAAAGGAAAGCUAAAGUUGGUGCAGGGUCAGCUUUAUACACUAAAUACUCAGCUUCAACAAUCCAGUGUCUCCUAUAAGAUGAAGUUGUUGAUCACUGGUGUAAACAAAGUCAAGACACUGAGGCUACAGUUCCCUACAGAUAGUUCAAGCAAGGACAAUGUUGACCUUGCGAUCAACCUCAUUGUCAACCCAACAUGUAAGAUCUCACUCUCCCAGUUGGCAGAGAUCGCCAAGGUGACUGGCUCUAUACAGGUCUACCAGGAUGCCCAGCUUGCUGUCAGGAAAUGCACCAAUAAGGUUGAUUUGGAAAGUUUUGUCCAAGAAAGGAACAGAGCAAGGCUGCACCUAAAUGAGAGCCUAGUUGAGUUACUGGGAGUUAUAGCUGAACUACCUCUGAGAGACCGAGAGUCAGAACUACAGCAUGCAAUAGACAGCCUACUCACGACACACAAGACUUAUGCCAAUAUAAAACUGGCCAAACUGCCAUCAGCUGAAGAGGCAGUAACUGCCUACCAAAAUUGGAAGAAUAAGGUAAAGGCAGAAUUCUGUGAUGUACGUACUAAGACCAACACAUGUCACAAUGCAGUGGAUAGUGCUCUCCUUCACCUCAGACAGACCCUGUCGUUUGAUUCAAGUGCGCCUGUUGAACCAGUGAAUGGGAAGUCUGAUCUGGAUACAUUGUUUCAACGUCUUCAAACAGCAGUUGAUGAAGAAAUUUCAAAGUGCUCUAUGGAGGAGUCUAAUGAUGACGCGGUUAUCAUAGCAACAGUGGUACAGGCAUUAUUGAGAGAAAUGCGGGAUGAGGAACUCAGAGACAUAGAGGAGCUUUCAAGACUUAACAUAGAGUAUAAGUUAAUGCACCAAUCACUGAGCAGAUGGUUGAACGACACUCCUGACAUGUCAGACAUUAACACAGUCAGGAAAACCAUCAAGGCACUUAAGUCCAAGUUACGCCAUAAAAUAGCUGACAAAUCUGAUCUAGAGGAGAAUGAUUCAGAUGAGGAUCCCGAUGAGCUCAGUAAGCUUAAUGCAGAAUUGACAGAUAUCAGAGAACAACUCCAUGCUGCUUUGGUACAUGAAGACACUCUUAUGGUGGAGAUAAGCAAAUUGUAUGGUGAACAUUUCCCAGAGUUGAACACCCUGUAUCCUGACCUUGGUUUAAGCUACCAACUGGAGUACAAUGGCCUCGUAAAGACAGGUCGUAGCUUGGAUCAGUUUGACGUAGAGAAGUUGCCAGGCAGCGAGAAGUCAUCCACAAUGAAGUCUUCGUUCAACAAACAACCAGUUGUGCUAAAGGAGUUUAUAUUGGGAGAACAGAGCAGUAUGACAAAGGAUACAUUCCUACAAAGUGCCUUGAAAUACCAACAGAGAGUCAAUGGAGGGCUAGUGCCAUUAGAUGCAGUCUUCAUGAGCAAGAAUGAGAGAUUUGCCUAUACGCAGACUUGCAUGUAUGAGAGUAACCUACCAGAUUACCUCAUGAACAAUCAGAUCUCACAUGGGGAUGCCCAGCAGAUUUUACUGGGUGUGCUGCGUGGUAUAGCUGCCCUGCACGACGUUGGUAUGGUCCAUGGACAGAUUCAUCCACACAAUGUUUACAUCACGGAUAGUGUAAUUGGUGUAUUGUCUGAAUAUGAUCUCACAAAAUCUCAGGAAGAGAGAGCAUUGAACCGUGGAACAGAUACAGGUAAAAUGGCUUGGCAAGGCCCAGAGGUUUUGAAACCUGGUUUAGUCAGCCCUGCAACUGAUCUCUACUGCUUUGGUCUCCUAGCCUUCUAUAUCCACUUCUUCAGGCUUUGUACAGAGGCUACCCAGAUAUUUGUGCCCAGUGUUGCCGCGCUUGGUUCUGCUCAUCCAGUGUGCAGUGUUAUCCAAAGUUUGCUUACUUCUGAGCCAAGUCAGCGUCCUAGAGCAUCUGAUCUCUUAAGAGACUCAUAUUUCUCUACCCCUAUGACCCCAACGUCUAAAAGUACACGAGUCAGUCCAGAGGGAGAGACACUUCAGCUCAGACCAAAGCAGCCAUCGCCCACAUGUAACCAAGGCCAGAAGACUGGCAUUCUAAAGAACUCCCCAGCCAGUUCACCUGUAUUGGCAGCCAAUCAGCCUCAAGCUAGGGCUUCACCUCCUAUCUUAACAACAGUGGCUCCCUCUGACACACCCCAACCCCAAGCAGUGCCAAUUGAGGACCUUGCACAAAAAGCAUCGGCUCGUGCAGAAUCUGCUAGCUCUGGUCGUGAGAUGACCAUCUACGAUGAUGAUGAUCCAUUUAGUGGGGACUAUGUUGACAAAGAUGAUGAAGCUUUCGGUAUUGGUCUGGACGAGGGAGGAGAUACUGAGGACACACAUAACACAUCAGAUACUAUCAAACAUGAGACGACCUUUACAGAAGAACUUGCCCAGUACCAGGAAGAGAAAAGAAAGGCCGCUGACAAAGAGGGAGAAGAAGCUGAUGGGGAAACAGCAACACCUGUUGGCGACUCUGAUAUCGAUGAUCUUACUGAUAGGGCUUCCAAAUUAGAUGUUGACAGUGAAAAGGGUCAGGGGGAGGGACUUAGAAAAGGGGCGUUAACAUUGGAGCAGAUGAGAUCCCUGAUUGACACUGCGGCAGCACAACCUUUAGAGCUCAUUAGUCCAGUGAGCAGUAAUGAGUCAAAGAGUUCCUUUGAGGUGAUACCCAGUAGUGAGGGGGAAACAAAGUGAACAACUUAACAUACAAUGAGACACCUAGUUGUGAGUGGAAAACAAAGCAAUCAACUUUAUGUAUUAGGAUAAUGUGUGGGGAAAGGAAGUGAAUACUGAACAAUGUGACACAUAUAGUAGUUAGGGAAAACAAAAGGAACAACUUACAUACAAUGUGACACCUGGUUGUGAGAGGAAGACAAAGUGAACAAAUGAAUAUACAACGAGACACUGAGUAGUGAGAGAAGGCAACAUGAACACCUUCAAUCUUAAAAUAGCUGUCACAUUAGCUAUGUGGGCUCACCAUGGCUAAUUUUGGGCAUUAAUUU
Owenia fusiformis is the source of this 4421-nucleotide messenger RNA. Lineage: Eukaryota; Metazoa; Annelida; Polychaeta; Sabellida; Oweniidae. The record is from the annotation of a GenBank genome assembly.